CCCGGCGCAUGCUCAGUGGCUUCUGUCAACAGCAGGCGGUGAGAGAAAAGCGGCGACGUCGCCCAAGCCGCAUAAUAGGCGAGUCUUCCCCUUUUCCCAUUCACAGCUUCAAGGCCGAGGGGCUGGGGGCCCCCUGAUGGAGCGGCGGAUCACCGCGUCUGGUGGCCUGGCCGGUUUCAAGCCGGAGCAAUCGGUGCCCACAUGUGAAUUUUCUAGCAAGGGUGACCAGAUAAUGACUAGGAACCCUGGUUGCUGGCUUUUCCUUGCCUAUUCCAGCCCAGAGGUUUUGAGCGAAAGUUUACACCCAACCAUUUGUCCAGCUGAGCGUCAAAGCUAACUUGCAUCGCUGAUGGAUUCAGCAUUUGAUUGAACUGGUAUGUACAAAUACUUAAAAUUUAUGGGCAUGACAGGAUGAAACGCAACAGACAUUUGAGCAGCAGUGACAGUUCAGACAAUGAGAGCCCUUCAACAUCAUUGUCCUCUCAUUCAAAGUACAGGAGUGAUCGGCAUGCCUUGUCGCAUGGGAAGAAGAAGCCUGCUGAGGUAUUUAGGAAGGACCUCAUCAGUGCCAUGAAGAUUCCAGACUCCCACCAUGUGAACCAGGAUGAAUAUUAUCUCUUGGCUGAUCAGUGGAAACAGGAGUGGGAGAAAGGGGUUCAGGUUCCAGCCAGUCCAGAAACCAUUCCAAAUCCAUCUGUUAGGGUCAUUGUGGAAAAGGUGAAGGAGACUUUGUUCACUAAACCACGGAAAUAUAUCCGCUGCUCCACCACUGAACCCUCAGACCCUGGAUACUUUAACAUUCUGGAACUCGCAGACACUGUGUGCCGUUAUGACUUGGAUGAUGUGGACAUUUAUUGGUUACAUGCUGCGAAUGAAGAACUGCGAGAAAUGGGAUGUGGUUUGAUCCAUGAAUGCACUAUGGAGAAAACUAUAGAAGCACUGGAGCGUCACUGCUAUGAAAACAUGAACCAUGCCAUAGAAACCGAGGAAGGGCUAGGAAUUGAGUAUGACGAAGAUGUUAUCUGUGAUGUAUGUCGCUCCCCUGAUAGUGAAGAAGGCAAUGAGAUGGUCUUCUGUGAUAGGUGUAAUAUCUGUGUCCAUCAAGCAUGUUACGGGAUUUUGAAAGUGCCUGAAGGUAGCUGGUUGUGUCGCACUUGUGUGCUUGGAAUUUAUCCUCAGUGUCUUUUAUGUCCAAAGCAAGGUGGAGCAAUGAAAGCUACACGUGCUGGGACCAAUUGGGCACACGUAAGCUGUGCCUUGUGGAUACCUGAGGUCAGCAUUGCCUGCCCUGAAAGAAUGGAACCAAUUACAAAAGUGUCUCACAUUCCACCAAGCCGAUGGUCAUUAGUCUGCAGCCUCUGCAAAUUGAAGACUGGUGCCUGCAUUCAGUGCUCAGUGAAGAGCUGCAUCACAGCCUUUCAUGUCACUUGUGCUUUUGAACAUAGUCUGGAGAUGAAGACUAUUUUGGAUGAUGGCGAUGAGGUAAAAUUCAAGUCUUACUGUCUCAAGCACAGCAAAGGUCGACAGAACCAAGAUGGUGACUCUGAACAAAAUGCAAAACUCAAUGAGCAAAAACAGAAACAGACUGAAACCGAGAAGAAGGGUUUGCGUGCACAGAAACUUGAGGAGCUGGAGGAAGAAUUUUACACUUUGGUAAAGGUUGCUGAUGUGGCUAGUGAACUGCAUCUCUCGGAGCAGGUGGUAGAAUAUAUUUUUGAGUACUGGAAGCUAAAACGAAAAAGCAAUUUCAGUAAACCGCUGUUGCCACCAAAGGAAGGAGAAGAAAAUUGUUUGAAUCAACAUAAGGAGGACCGGAUCCAUUCCAGAAUGAAGAUGUUCAUGCAUCUGCGCCAAGACUUGGAAAGGGUGAGGAACCUUUGCUACAUGGUGAGCAGAAGAGAGAAAUUGAAGUUGUCACAGAGCAAAGUGCAAGAGCAACUUUUUAAUUUGCAUAUCCAACUGAUGAAUCAGCAAAUUUCUGCUGGGCUUCCUUUGACUAUACCACGAGAAGGAUUGAUGUUCCAGGACCCUCCAAGAAUCACAAUAAAACUAAAAACAGCCACAAAACCCUCGCAAAACAUCAACAAUGGUACGACCACUACUGCCAAUGGUCCACUUUCCCUCAACGUUGAUGGUAGUUUGUACAGUAAAAACAAUUUGGCAAUACCACAAAGCUCGAGAACUAGUGAAAAGAAGUUACAGUCCAAUCACUGGCUUAAACCUGAUGACAGAAGCAAUGGACUGUUGCUAACUGGUAGUCGCCAUAAGCAGAAUGUUCAAGCGGGUAGUUCACUGCUAUCCCCCGAAUGUCAUGUGCAGCAGACAUCUGGCAAGCCUGCUACGCUUCACAUAACACUACGUGGACAAUCAGCUGAUGCCAAUGGAAAGAUGCGAGACAACAAUAAACCAGGGUUACUUAAAUCAAAUGGCCUAAGAGGAAGAUCAGGCAUUAUUAUUCAGAGAGACUGUUCCAGUCAAACCACCUAUGACAAAGUGGCAACUCUUACAAACCAUUUUGCCAACCAGGGCACUUUCAGAAAAUCAAAGUUGGGGGAAUUUAGCCAGCCUUGCAAAGACCGAUUGGAUGGUUUAGUGAGGACUUCAGAAGACUUCCAAAACUGUGAAAAGCCUCUAAAAAGGGGGUCGGCCAAAGAUCGCCUGUGGAGUAAGCAGCUGUCUGAGCAUCAGACAAUGGCAGCAUACCAGGAUAAUGAUGGUUACUGUCCUGAUGUUGAAUUGAGCGACUCUGAGACUGAAGCUGACAUUAGGCAGGAAAGGAGCAGGCUACGGAAAAGAAACUCUGAAGAAAAUCCUAGCCAAGACUAUGGGAGAGAUUCUCGGUCACGGCAACACAACAAGGACAGCAGACCUAGGUUAAACAUGCUUUGUCACAUCAAUUCAGUACAGAGGUGAUCAAUACUUGAAUGACUGAGGACAUUGUGCUAAAUGUAAUUGAGCCAAUAUUAGUCCCUUUUUUAAUAGCUCUGUAUGGGCAGCAAUAUUUGAAUUUGCUGUGGAUUACACUCCAGAAUGAUUUGCCCCAUGAACAGAGAUGAAUGACAAGUGUAUUUCUAUCAAUGUUUUUACAGAUGCAAGUUUUACUUUAAAAUUAAAUGCCUUAAGGUGAUCCUGGGGCAUUACAACAACUGAACUAUUAAGGAACUUUUUAAUUGUUUUCCUGGUGACUGGCAUUGUUUUAUUAUUUGCAGCAUGUUCUUGGACACAACCAGCUGCACUGAAAGUUUCUUUUUUUGUUAAUCUUGGGGGUGGGGGGAGGGGGGGAUAUACAUUAACUACUAAUUGCCUCCAAAAAAGUUUUUCCCAGACUGUAAUCACUGUAAUCACUUAACUUGGUGUUUUACAAUUACGAAACUCAUAGUAUAUGUACUCCAUGAAAAGUUCUGCAUUGCUGACGAAUUUUUUUUUUUUGAAGACAACUAUUGUGCUGUAUAGAUCUAUUGUUGGCCAUCCUCUAGGCCAAUCUGUUUCUUGAAUUUUGCCGUGCCCCCCCCCCACCCCCCCACCCUUCCUUGCCUUUUCCUAUCAUCACUCCUCCCCAACCCCCUUCCCUGGAACAAACCACCUUGUGUCACUCUGCAGUGGCCUUAGUUUUGUCCAGUUACGGCCAAUUACAAAUUUCAGUUUCUUGAUAAUGUCAAGUAGAAUCUUAUGUUCUACUUAAACUGCUCAGUUAGAUUUUCAUAGCUUGAUUGUUCUAGACUAACAUGGUAGUUGCAGUGAGCUGCUGCCUAGCCCAGGAAACCAGGGAGGAAAAAUGAGAAGAAAAUGAAAGCUUAAUUUAUUUUGCUAUGGAGAGGAAGCACUUGAGGUUUUUUCCAAGUAUAAGGACACUCUAAACGUGUGUUAUGUUGGAGAAGAUUAAGGUGAUGCAUUAAUGCCAUGUCUGACCUAAUAUCCAAAUGGUCAAUCCACACGAAUUCCUGCUGCCAUACUUCUUGAAUUAACUAAAUGGAAAAUGACCUCAGAUUUACAACUUUCCGUGUUUUUUUUCAAUGUGAGCCCUACUAGUCAUUGAUGUUAUGUAUUUUGUUGAUGUUUGCAGCUUUUUGUUUAAUGUCAUUGUAUUUUAUUUCUAGUUUUCCUAAUGUUGCAGCAAAAAAAUAUAGCUUGCCUCAGUUACUCACUUAAAGGCAAGCAGGGAAGACCCAGAUUUACCACUGUCCAUUUCUUUUUCCUAUCAGUAUUUGUAUUUGACCCACACAACCAAAAGUUCAAAGUUUUACCAAAAAAGUACAAGAGAAAGCAUGAUAGUAAAUAAGUGUAAUGUUCUUUAUUACUGAAGCUAGAAAAUACUAACUUAGUUCUACUGUUUUAAGCACUAAAAUACAGUGAAUUUGCACAAGGCAUUAUAUAAUCCAGAAUAGGUUAAAUGUACCACCCCCCCACCCACUGCAAUGUAUUGUAAAAUGUUUCUAGUUUGGGAAAGCAAAUUUAAGCCACAAGUUUCAUCCCAUUCAUGUACUGUUCAAACACAAAGCAUUUGCAUUGCUGUUUGUCUCUUCCAGGCAUCUCUUUGUGGGUGUAUGAAACUUAGCAAUGUGGGGUGUAGGGUUACUAAUGUCUCUCUGGAUGCCCUUCCUCCAUCUUGACCUUGGGAUUUCUGACAAACAUCACCCCAGCACCACCUCCCCUCCCCUUCUUUGCCAUUGAUUUCUGCCUCCCUGUCCUUAUUCCUGUUCAAUACACCAUUCUAUUUGUUCUGUUUAAUGUUCUGUAAUUUUUUUCAAAGUUUAAAGUUGUACUUUCAUUAUUGGCAUUUCAUGGGACAAAGGGAAAUAUUAGUUCCCUUUUAUAAAUAGCGGGUUUUAGGUGCUCGAGCAGCAGAAGCCAUUGUGUAACUUUUGCUCCCUCUGCCUCUGGUGAAAAAUAUGCAUGAAGUGUUUUGUGGUGCUACCAUAAUAGAUUCUGCUGCAAAUUAACACCAUAAAGCUCUUGGUGUUGUUUCUUGCCUUGAGUUGAGGCUUUUUUUUAUUUUUGAGGAAAACUUUGCAUCCUUCUCUAGAAAUGAAGGAUAGCCUAAAAUGUUACUGUGUUUUAAAACACAAUCAUUCUAGGUAAUGGGAGAAAGGACAGAAAACAAGCUUGUCCUUAAGACAUGUAUGAUAGUUAAUGUGUUCAGAUACACUGAUAAUUGUCUUUAAAUAUGAAUCUUUGUUUCCUAAAUUGUGUUUGUAUUUCAGUUGUUUUAUAUAUUGAAAUUUCUGGAGUUUUCUCACUGACCUUUUCCAGAGCAUCCUCUUUUACAGGUAGUUUUCUGAUUAAAAAAAAUUAGAUA
Messenger RNA from Rhincodon typus (whale shark), 5296 nucleotides. RefSeq names its product jade family PHD finger 3 (gene jade3). Gene Ontology annotation, cellular component: histone acetyltransferase complex. The record is from RefSeq and is a predicted model, not a curated record. The coding region runs from base 412 to 2913 and encodes 833 amino acids. NCBI's taxonomy places the organism in Eukaryota, Metazoa, Chordata, Chondrichthyes, Orectolobiformes, Rhincodontidae. Gene Ontology annotation, biological process: regulation of transcription by RNA polymerase II. The transcript has 13 exons.